AUGGCCUUCUUUUCUUAUUCAAACAAUUACUCUAUGCUACUUUUGGUCAUUCUGCUUCCUUGUCUGCUGGGGUUUGAGAAAAUGGCUGAAGCUGGAAACUUCUACCAAGACGUGGACGUGACGUGGGGAGAUGGUCGAGGAAAGAUCUUGGACAAUGGAAAUCUGCUGACUCUCUCCCUUGACAAAGCUUCUGGGUCAGGCUUCCAAUCCAAGAAACAAUAUCUCAAUGGUAGAUUUGAUAUGAAAAUCAAGCUCGUCCCUGCCAACUCAGCAGGCACCGUAACAGCCUAUUAUUUACGUUCACAAGGUUCGUCAUGGGACGAGAUAGACUUCGAGUUCCUUGGGAACUUGAGUGGCCAACCUUAUAUUGUACACACCAAUAUUUAUAUACAAGGACAAGGUAAUAGGGAGCAGCAAUUCUAUCUCUGGUUUGAUCCAACGGCUGACUUCCACACCUAUUCUUUCCUAUGGAAUUCUGCUCGCAUUCUGUUCUAUGUGGAUGGGAGGCCAAUAAGGGAGUACAAGAACAUGGAAUCCAAUGGGGUGCCAUAUCCAAAGAAACAGGCGAUGAGAUUAUACGCGAGUUUAUGGAAUGCGGAGGAUUGGGCGACAAGAGGAGGGGUGGUGAAAACGGACUGGACCAAGGCCCCAUUCACGGCUGCCUUCAGAAGCUACAAUGCCAAUGGAUGCGUGUGGACCAAUGCAGCGUCGUGGUGCUGCCAGAACUCGGCGCCAUGGAUGUCGGAGGCGCUUGAUGCCGGCAACCAGAAAGUGCUGCGAUGGGUUCAGAAGAAGUAUAUGAUUUAUAAUUAUUGCGUCGAUAAGAAAAGAUUCCCUCAAGGCCUUCCUCGGGAGUGCACUGUUCCGGCCACCAACCCAUAG
Molecule: messenger RNA, 882 nt
Organism: Cucurbita pepo subsp. pepo (vegetable marrow)
Lineage: Eukaryota; Viridiplantae; Streptophyta; Magnoliopsida; Cucurbitales; Cucurbitaceae
Product: xyloglucan endotransglucosylase protein 7-like
Biological process (GO): cell wall biogenesis; xyloglucan metabolic process
Cellular component (GO): cell wall; apoplast
Molecular function (GO): xyloglucan:xyloglucosyl transferase activity; hydrolase activity, hydrolyzing O-glycosyl compounds
Source: RefSeq, a predicted model, not a curated record